AUGUCUACCAACAAGUCCAACGAGAAACCGAUCAAAAUGGCCAUGUCCCUCGAUGGGGCCAAGUCUGUCAAGAUUGAAGAGGAUGAUGUCAUUGUUUUCACCAUGGAGGAGGGCCCUCCCAUCGAACUCAAGUUUGUCAUGCCUUCUGUCCACAAGCAAGGAUACCAGACCCCCAUGGUGAACACCAAAGCCAAGGCCAAGGUGGGAUUUCUCAGUCCGGCGGACAAGAGCAACAAGAGCGAAAACACCCCCAUGCCCUUCGCAUCUCCUUCCAUUUGCGACAGCAGCAUGGGAUCACCCUCUCCUUUCAAGAGUUGCUUCAUCGAUGGCUCCAAUCAGGGAUUCACCCAGGAAACGUCUCUUCUCCAUGCAUCGGAACUCGCCUUGGAUUGUGAAGAAAAGCACGAGAAGCCUCUCGCUGAGAUCCUUGCUGAACUUGGCUUCGACGACUAA
This is a messenger RNA of Seminavis robusta, 453 nucleotides long. NCBI's taxonomy places the organism in Eukaryota, Bacillariophyta, Bacillariophyceae, Naviculales, Naviculaceae. The record is from the annotation of a GenBank genome assembly.